This is a messenger RNA of Nylanderia fulva, 720 nucleotides long. RefSeq lists its product as uncharacterized. Gene Ontology annotation, molecular function: structural constituent of ribosome. Gene Ontology annotation, cellular component: ribosome. The record is from RefSeq and is a predicted model, not a curated record. NCBI's taxonomy places the organism in Eukaryota, Metazoa, Arthropoda, Insecta, Hymenoptera, Formicidae. Gene Ontology annotation, biological process: translation.
AUGGCAAAGAAAGGUGGUAAUUCAAAGGGUGGAAGUAAGAAAGGUACUAAGAAGGGUGUUAAGAGGAAAGUGGUAGAUGCCUUUGAUAAGAAGGAAUGGUAUGGUUUGAAGGUCCCCUCUGUCUUUGUUAAUAAAAAUGUUGGUAAGACCUUGAUAUCGAGAAUAUCAACGAAACAGAAUUUGGAGAAGGGAUUGGUAGGAAGGUGUUUCACUGUGAGUCAAGGAGAUUUAAAUCCUGGGAAUGAGGAGCAUUCUUGUAGAAAGUUUAAGUUCAUAGUGGAUUCCCUUAAGGGAUCCGAUGCUGUUGCAUCUUUCUAUGGAAUGGAGCUCACGAUAGAUAAGCAGAGGGGGAUUAUUAGAAAAUGGCAUACCCUGAUAGAGGGGAAUGUUGAGGUUAGAACUAAGGAUGACUAUCUUCUCAGGGUUUUUGUUAUGGGAAUAACAAAGAGAAGGCCUGACCAUGUUAAGAAGACGUGUUAUGCCACCACAGCCAAGGUUAAGAAGAUCAGACAGAGAAUGUUUGAGAUUAUUAAGGAGGAGUUUUCUACCUCUGACAUUGAGAAGGUGAUGAAGAAGAUGUGUACCGAGAAGGUGGGAAAGGAAAUCGAGAGGCAGUGUUCCUCGAUAUUUCCACUCCAAAAUUGCUACACCAGGAAGGUUAAGGUCCUCAAAAGACCAAAAGUGGAGGGUGAGAUUGAGGAGGUAGUUGAGGUGAAUUGA